Arachis stenosperma is the source of this 1429-nucleotide messenger RNA. Its product is annotated as ethylene-responsive transcription factor ERF021-like. The record is from RefSeq and is a predicted model, not a curated record. The coding region runs from base 56 to 628 and encodes 190 amino acids. Gene Ontology annotation, molecular function: DNA binding; DNA-binding transcription factor activity. The transcript has a single exon. NCBI's taxonomy places the organism in Eukaryota, Viridiplantae, Streptophyta, Magnoliopsida, Fabales, Fabaceae. Gene Ontology annotation, biological process: regulation of DNA-templated transcription.
UGAAUUAAAACUAUAUACUAUAAUCUUUCAUACCUUAUAGUACCACAUUUUGUGCAUGGAUAUGCCUUCUUCAAGUUCCAACCAUCACAACCCUACCGGCCCUGCUACUUCUCCCUACAGAGGUGUCCGCAAGAGGAAAUGGGGCAAAUGGGUCUCCGAAAUCCGCGAGCCGGGGACCAAGACUCGGAUAUGGCUCGGUAGCUUCGAGACACCUGAGAUGGCGGCCGCGGCCUAUGACGUCGCGGCCCUUCACUUCAGGGGCCGCGACGCCAGGCUUAACUUCCCCGAGCUCACGGCCACCCUCCCGCGCCCUCUCAGCAACAAUGCCGACCACAUACGAAUGGCCGCGCAUGAGGCUGCCCUCAGGCUUAGGACUAACACUGCAUCGGUUGAGUCAGGUGAUAAUAUAUUAUCACCUGGCUCGGCCGCUGCAGUGCCGGUCACGGUGAGACUAUCCCCAACGCAGAUUCAAGCCAUCAAUGACUCCCCUUUGGACUCACCCAAGUCGUGGAUGCAAAUGCCUGACACAUUCAUGAUGGAUGAUUCAAUGAUGUUUGCAAAUAAUGGGUAUGAUCAAACUUUUGAUGAGGAAAAUGUGCAGUGGAAUGAUUCCCUUUGGGAUCCUUAGAUGGAUAAUUCUCAUUAAGGUUCAGGAUUAUUAUUUAUUCAGGGUAAGGAUGAUAUUUAAUAUAACUUAUAGUAUAUGGUAUAUAGUACAAUUUAAUUGGUCUUAGGUAUAAUAGUAGUAAUAUAAUGUAUUAUUAUUGGGAGCUACUUGUUUUGAAUUAAAUAUUUUAGGUGACAUAUUAAUAUUUGAGUAAGGGUGGAGGAUGACAGCAACUCCAUUUGAUUUAUGCGGUGACUUUAAUGACCAUAUGAAUAAGGUGGACUUGAAGAAGAAAAUUCAGAAUUUUGAAGUCAUUGCUUCCUAUUGUUUUCAUUCCUUCCUUUAUUUCAGGAAUUGAAUGAAGAAAACAUAAGAAACAGGGAGCUUUGUUUAGUGGUAGUUGGAUUUAAUUACUGCAAAAAAUAGGCAGUGGUUUACAGCUAAAUUAAAAUUGUUGAUCUUGAAGCAUAGACAUACCAUGUGUGCGUUAUAGCAAAUUUGAUUAACUGAGAUGAUGGAGAAGAAUAAUUAAUCAUGCAUCACAACAUAUAUAUGUUACUACUGUUUCAUUUAGAAUUGAAUUAAAUUUGCAAUUGUUUUGAGGGAAUGCCAUUUGUAACUCUUGCCACACAAAGUAAGGCAGUGUUUUUGGAGGGUCCCAUUAAUGUAACUAUCAAAGUAGGUAGUGCUUUGGGGUAAUGAAAAAAAAAACAUAUAUUUAAUAUUAUUAAGAGUUUAUUAAGUGUUAUAAUGUUAUGUAUUGUAUUGUAUUGUAGUGGAGGAGACUCCAAUGUCACAAAAUUGUUUUGCUGGCUGUGUUUC